AUGUAUACAAAUAAGAUGAUAACAUCUUUAUCAUCUCGUGUUACAAAUACACUCAUCUUUAAAAGAUCAUCAUCAUCAUUAUUGAUCAAUUCGAGUAGAAGUAUUAGAUCUACUUCAGUAACAGUAUCACAACAACUACAAGGCCAAAGAUUAUAUCAAUCAAAUUCCUCUAUCUUUCAAAGAGUAUCUUCAUCACAAUCAUCAUCUAUUGUCGGUCACAGAUAUCUAUCAACUCAAAAUGUUGCCCCCAAAGUUGAAACACAAUCCAAGGAACAAGGAAAGAUAUGGAUUGAUUCAAUUAGGAAUAUUCAAUUUAGUAUCAGAGUAUUCCUUUUCGGGUCACCAAAGAAAAGUCUAAUUGGAAAUAUUGAAGAGAUUGCUCCAAAAGGUGUUAAACUCGAAGCAAUAAGUAAUGGACAAACCAAGAAUGGUUGUUAUGUUUCUGUCAAAUCUUCUACUACGAAUACUCAAGAGAUUAUGGACAAGAUCAAAGAGAAUGCAGUAAAGUACAACUUGGCAUUAAAUUGUUUGGAGGCUCGUGGUCAAAUAGACAAUAUUGCCGCUACCACUAUUCGUUCUCUUGUUAUCACUUUUGAUGGCAAGGAAAUGUCAUUGAGUAAAUUACAUUCACUCCUUUCAACCUAUGGAACAAUCAAUCAAAUGAAAACUAAGGGAAGCAAUGGAGUAUCGGUAACAUUUGCAAAGGCAGAAUCAGCAACAAGAGCCAGAAAAUGUCUCCAUGGAUUGACCAUACCAGAAAGUGGAACUACUUUAAAGAUUAAAUCUACUUUGACUGUAAGAUAG
Molecule: messenger RNA, 804 nt
Organism: Cavenderia fasciculata
Lineage: Eukaryota; Evosea; Eumycetozoa; Acytosteliales; Cavenderiaceae
Exons: 1
Coding region: 1-804 (267 amino acids)
Cellular component (GO): mitochondrial inner membrane
Molecular function (GO): nucleic acid binding
Source: RefSeq, a predicted model, not a curated record